AACCAAACGCUUCUUCUUAUUAUUAUUAUUAUUAUUUUUUUCACUUAUUAUUCCCCAUUCUUUCAACUCUUCCUUCUUCCGCACAGGCUCCUAAUACUUAAACCAAACCCUAGUAAAGCCCUAGCUGUUCGUUCGACCUCAUGAGACCUCCCAGGGGGCGCGGCGGCUUCAGGGGCGGCAGAGAUGGCGGCUUCAGAGGUGGCAGAGAUGGCGGCUUUAGGGGUGGCAGAGGUGGCGGCCGUUUUCCUCCUCGUGACGAAGGCCCUCCCUCCGAAGUUGUCGAGAUCUCGAGCUUUCUUCAUGCUUGCGAGGGCGAUGCAGUGACAAAGCUGACGAACGAGAAGAUACCCUACUUCAAUGCUCCGAUUUACACUCAGAAUAAGACUCAGAUCGGUAAAGUAGACGAAAUUUUUGGUCCCAUCAAUGAAUGCGUGAGUUAUUUUUCUAUCAAAAUGAUGGAGGGCAUUGUUGCUACCUCAUAUUCUGCGGGUGACAAAUUCUUCAUCGACCCAGCUAAGCUUUUGCCACUUGCAAGAUUUCUUCCCCAGCCAAAGGGGCAACCGCAAGGUUCUAGAGGGGGGCGUGGAGGUGGAAGAGGAGGGGGUGCAAGAGGUGGUCGUGGUGGUCGUGGAGGUGGCCGUGGAAGAGGUCCUCCAAGGGGUGGUUCAAGAGGUGGUAGUCGUGGUGGUUUCAGGGGCAGAGGAAGAUUUUAAAGUAUUUGGGUGUGUUUUAAGCAUUCUAAUGUGAAGAAAUUUCAAGUCCUAUUUAUCUAUCAGCGAUUAACUAUUUAAGCCAUUGGUAGUGUCCGUGCGUCUAAAGAAUAGUUUUCUGUGGAAAACCCACCCCCCCCCCCCCCCCCUUUGUAUGGUUGGCUUGGUCAUUUUUCUGAUGUGGAAGUGCUGCAGUUUUUGAACUGGAACAUGCUAAUAUUAUUUUGUUGUGUUUUGCCAA
Molecule: messenger RNA, 951 nt
Organism: Andrographis paniculata
Lineage: Eukaryota; Viridiplantae; Streptophyta; Magnoliopsida; Lamiales; Acanthaceae
Product: putative H/ACA ribonucleoprotein complex subunit 1-like protein 1
Exons: 4
Coding region: 141-713 (190 amino acids)
Biological process (GO): ribosome biogenesis; snoRNA guided rRNA pseudouridine synthesis
Cellular component (GO): box H/ACA snoRNP complex
Molecular function (GO): box H/ACA snoRNA binding
Source: RefSeq, a predicted model, not a curated record